GUAGGAGGGCUCGUGGUUGGAAGGUUCGCGGGAAACGUCCCUAAACAAAUCGGUUCCGAUGGGCACGCGAGCGACUUCAGCCAGCGUUUGAACUUUAACCGAUCGACUUUAGCGUCUUCUUUAAACGCGCUAAUCUAACGCACAGUGUCCGCCGUUAACGAGCAAAUCUCACUCCGAGCACCGAACUUUACUUUAGGUAGCUCCGGGCUAACAGGGCAGUGUUAGCGGGCGCUAAUCGGUUAGCUUAACACUAACCAGCUCCCUCCGGCUUUUUGCAAGCGGUAGCGGCUAACGGACGGUUCCGUUAACGGCGAGGACACGGUGAACGGGGCUUGAAGACUCGGUAGACGGUGAGUGAAAUGGCAGAGAGGCCAGAGGACCUGAACCUUCCCAACGCGGUGAUCACCCGCAUCAUCAAGGAGGCGCUCCCAGAUGGGGUGAAUGUGUCAAAAGAAGCAAGGAGAGCCAUAUCCCAAGCUGCCAGUGUGUUUGUGUUGUACGCAACCUCCUGUGCAAAUAAUUUUGCCAUGAAAGCCAAGAGAAAAACUCUGAACGCGGGAGAUGUUUUGGCUGCGAUGGAGGAAAUGGAGUUCGAACGAUUCCUGGAGCCUCUCAGAGAAGCGUUGGAAGUGUAUAAGAAGGGCCAGAAAGGAAAGAAGGAGGUGUCAGAGCAGAAACGCAAAGAUAAAGAGAAGAAGACUGACUCUGAGAAUGAUAAGAGCAGGGAGGAGGAAGAGGAGGAGGAGGAGCGCAUGGAGGAGGAGCCUGAAGCCGAGAACGAAGCCGAGGAAGAGGAGGUGGAGAACUGAGGACGUUUAACCACAGAGCUCUGGUGACAUGAACGAUGAAAGCCACCCCAUCAGCUGCUCUGAGGUUAUCCCUGUCUGGAUGUGAUGCGUUUAAGUGAUGCUCAUUCGUCAUUGAACAGCCGUGAAUCAAUAACAUGCAGGUUACAGCACAGCAACACUGGUGAGCUCAGAGGAGACGAGGAUACGGUCCAGGUUUCUGUGGCGGCUCAGCUUCUGUCUUCCAACCAAACACACAACGAACAUUCAACACAAAGCACAAUGAAACCACACAUCAGACUUCGUCAUGCACUUCCUGAUCUUUGUCUCGGUCCACUGUGUAUUUAAUCAUUUUUAUACACCUGAGUCACAUUUUGAUACUAACACUCUUUAGUUUUUUCUUUAACAGGAUUUCUUGACAGUAAGAAAUGUAGAGUAGUUCAGAAAGUGAAAUACAGCUGAAAGUGACUGAUUCUGUCCUCACUGAGCCAAAACACAAGCUUUUCAAUCAGUUUACCACUGGAGGGGGUGAGAACAUCGUCCAGUUACAAACAGGCGUCUGAAAUGUAUGAGCACUGUUACGAUGCCUGUGAUAUCUUCACACUGAGAAACAGAAACGGUUUCCUACUAAAAACUUUAUUAAUUUAACAAAAAAAGUUCUCAAAUGAUAAAUGUUGUCUGAACACGUAGCCGUACAAGAACCUUUACUGAAGAAAAUGGUGAAAAUUUUCCCUUUAAAUCAGGAACUAUCUCAUCAUCAUUAAAAGAAGUAAAUAAAAAUAAAUAUAUGUCCUGACAUUUGAUGCCAGCUACAAAAUCACACCUUCAGGUUUUUCACACAUGCUGUUUGACAAAAAGCUUAAUUUGAGAAAUCCUGUGUUGGAAGAAAGGUUGUAUUUGUCAGAUGAGAUCAGUUUCACACCUUUAAAAAAAAAAAAAAAAAAAAUUCAAAUGUGUUUAUAAAAGACAGUGAUGGCUGUAAUCAACUGCCGCCAGGCUACAUCACUUCAUAUCCAGUACAAAUAGCUGCACCAGUGUACGUAGAUCUUCUUGUUACUUAACUGCUGAUUUUUGAACAGUUUAUACUUUUGUAGAAUUGUAUAUGACUGGCUGAUAUUUUCAAUAAAUAUUUUGUAUAAAACCAAA
Toxotes jaculatrix (banded archerfish) is the source of this 1931-nucleotide messenger RNA. It is a transcript of the gene pole3, whose product is annotated as polymerase (DNA directed), epsilon 3 (p17 subunit). The record is from RefSeq and is a predicted model, not a curated record. The transcript has 4 exons. Bases 360 to 809 code for a protein of 149 amino acids. Lineage: Eukaryota; Metazoa; Chordata; Actinopteri; Toxotidae. Gene Ontology annotation, cellular component: CHRAC; epsilon DNA polymerase complex. Gene Ontology annotation, molecular function: chromatin DNA binding; protein heterodimerization activity. Gene Ontology annotation, biological process: leading strand elongation; heterochromatin formation; DNA damage response.